UAUAUAUAUAUACAGUAUAUAUACAGCACUACUACUAUAUGGUGUGUUUGAGUGCAGUCUUUGUGAUGAGUAGUGAGCCCUCAAAAAGCGGUCAAUAAUUGCUUAUAAUAUUGUGAGUGGUUUUUGGUGUACAACUUAUAGUCACACUUAUAGAUAGAUAGACUGACUGUGUUUGUGAUCACUGUUUGGUUGUGUGUUAGACACGGAUCGGCGCCAACAACACCACCACUACUACAGUAGUGCGACAACCAAACCAACACCUGACUGACCAAACAAACCAGUCCGCUGUUAACCAUUCAGAUACUGUUCCCAUCUAUUACUACUACCACACCAUAUCAUUGCACAAUACAAACGUCAAGAGAGUGAGAGACAGGAAAAAAAUUGGGCGCAAAUACUGCCGUCACAUAAUCAAGACAACUGCUUAAAGCACCGGCACUACAAUUGAUGACCACAACCACGACGACGGCACCAACUGAUCACUUACUCGACUACUACUACUAGUAUUAACCGAUUUGUUUGAUCAAAACAUAUACCCAUUUAAUUACAUAUAGUAUUAUACGACUAAAUAAUUGCUUUGAUUUAACCACCAAAAGCACUGCCCAUUUAGUGUCCCAACAAAUGAUUUACUAAAAUGAAAGACAAUUACUGCCUAUUGAAGAAAGCAAUGCCAUACGGAUAGCGACAAUCUAUUAAUUUUGAAUUAAAUAAAUUACUAAUAAAUGUUGACAAUUGCUAAUAAUAGCGAUACCAUUGAUGUAAUUGUCAGUAGUAACCAUCCGAGUUGAUGAUGGGCUCGAAAAGUGACCAAUUUGUUAGCGAUUUGGUCCAAUUUUAUCGUAAUCGAGGACAUCAUAAUACACAACCGCAACAAUUAGUUCCCCGAAUUAAUGGCAAAGUUGUUGAUUUGAGUCUACUUUACAAUUAUGUCAUCGAAAACGGCGGCAGUUUUAAAGUAACUCAACUCAAUCUCUGGGAUGAUAUAUACUGCAGAUUAUUCAAGACAACAACGACUGGUGCGAACAUUUCGGUGGCUUUGCGGCAGAUCUACAGYCGAUAUCUGUUGGCAUAUGAAAAGGUCUUUAACUCUAACUUCACUAAUGAUUUGCUCGAUGAAGACGAAGAUGAGAGCAAUUAUUCUUUUAAUACGAGUCAUAAUUACACUCAUAACCACUCCUUUAACACACAAACCUCUACAACAUCUUCAUUAAUAUUGCAAUAUACCUGUGCUUCGAGUCUGUCCGCUAACAAUAUUACCGAAAAUCGUAAUCCAUUAAAUAAAUUGUUGUGUUCACUAUUGAGUGGUUUACCAAAUGAGUUGGAUUUUGCUAUAAAAGUGUCGACAAUACUCAUUAACUCGAAUCGAUUUGAUUGGUGUUCAGACUAUAAGUUUAUUAAUCUACUGUUGGAGUGCUUUAAAAAUUAUUGCUGUGUUUGUGAACAAAAUGACAACUUAUCCAUUAAAAAAUUGGAUACAAAUAAUAUUGACGAUUGGUGUCUACAGGAAAGCUCUUGUAAUUGUUAUACCAAAUUUUGGUACCAGUGUUGCAACAAUGAACAAUCACUUGAGUUAGUGUUUGGUGCACCCGAUCCUCAUAUCGAGGAACUGUCUGAUGAAAGUUAUGCGAAAAUCAAAGAUCGAGUCCAACUCGUAGCCGACAUCAUAAGAAACUUAUCGUAUACUUAUGAAGUUAAUCCACAGGAUUUAGUUCAGCAAACGUCCGGUCCAGUGGCCACACCUGUAGUUUUAAAAUUUUUAUUACUUUUAUCCAGUUGUUCUGACCAACAAUUCAAUACAAUAGCAUUGGACAUAUUGGCCAAUAUAUCGUCGACCACUGCUUUUAUUGUUGAUGACAACGAUUAUACAACAAUUCAACAAUUAUUACAYCGUCGGUGUGUCGACCUAGCGAUGACCAGCAAUAAUAUUUUGUGGACGAGUCGGUGCCUCGAAAUUGUGUCACGACUUUUGUCAUCAAAUGUUGAGGAGAUUAACACAUUUCUUGAAACAACUCUUAGGCAAUACGAGGUCUUCACACGCAUAACACACCUCAUGACCUGUCAAUACGACAUCACAUUAUUAUUAUCAAUACUAGAGUUUUGUUUAGCCCUUUCCGAACAAAAGCCUUAUAUGUUGCUUAAAGAUGACAAUAAAAAUUUGAUCAAAAUAUUGUUAACACUUCUCAAUUGUGAGUCUUCUCAACAUUUUACGACAUCAGCCUUAAAGCGCAUGAGAAUCAUUGACGACAGACCCAAAAUUCAGUCGGGUUUGGCCACAGAAUCGACGAAUUCAACCAACGAAUCGACGACAUCAACCAACAACAACACAAACUCUCAGACCAAUGGUUUAGAUAAUGAAACGUUUGCCAUGAAUUGGCUAAAACAGACAUUUGAGCCAAAUGUCAAUUUAAAUGAAAACCAAUCAUUAAAAGCUGCCGACAUUUAUGCCGAGUACGUGAAAAAUUGUUGCCGAAACUCUCGUCGCAAUGUAAUGUCAGCCCAAACAUUUGCGCAGCUCAUCAAACGGUGUUUCCCAUCKAGCAGUUUAACCAACAAUCAGACAACUGUUGAAGGAUUAGUUCAGAAAUCGACAUUAACGACACCAAACAAGACAAUACCGGCUUCGCAGAUGAUGUCACCCAUUCUGAAAGCACAUUUGAGUGCACCGCCUAAACACAAUUCUUCUCCAAACAACACAAAUACUAAUUCAAAUAAUAAUAAUACUAUUAAUACAAGUAUAGCGAUGACCACAACUUCUAGUUCAAGUUUGCAAUCGACAACUAAUACAUCAACAUUAAUAAAAAGUUUAUUAGCAAAUAAAUUAAGAAAUAAUGCAACAAAUUCAACGACAACUACAUCAGCCACAACACCGACGACCACAUCCAACAUAAUUACUUUACAAUCAAUCUCUCAGACCAGUUCACCCGCUGUCACCACCACUUUGAGCACCUCCAUUACACCGACUAAGUCAGCACCUAAUCCAUUAACAAUUCAAACACCACCUGUGAGACAACCAACUAUAUUGACGACACAGAAUGUAACGCCAAUCCAAACGAUAUUUACAACGACGACCACACCUCAUACAACAUCCGGUACUGAAAUAUCUGUUAUUAAUAGCAAUCAAUCGGCAACACAGUCGGCGUCAUUACCAUCGGCGCUGACAUUUACUCCUUCGCUUACAUAUACAACAAAUAAUACUUUGAUUAGCACAUCGAAUGCACACAAUUCUCAGACACAACAACCGCAACAGUUUUUGUUAGUUCGUACAAUCAUUGCGUCUCCCAGUCAACAACCGGGUGGUACUGGCUUUACAGCUACCGGUACUCCAGUGAGACUAUUAUUGCCGGCCAGUAUGUUGACACAGCAAAGGCUAAACAAUCCCAUCAUCAAUGGAAUGACCACUUCUGCCGUCUCCAGCAUAACCACAAGUACUGGUAAUACAAUUGUGACGGCAAACACAUCAGAUGUUUUUCUUAAGUCAGUUCUAUCCAACACAAACUCGACUAAUUCAGUGCCUGUAAGAAGUAAUGUUAAAUCAUCGCCAUUGUUGAACGUAUUAUUGGAUAAAGGAAAGUUACCCGAAUCUGCUGUCAUCAACAAUCAGAUUAAUACAAACUCUAAUACAGCAACCCUUAUGUCUACUACACAACCGCCCAAAAUGUAUAUCUUGACGACAAAGUCUCCGAUUGCCAUUAAAAAUUUGCCACAAUUGCAGACACAAACGUUGAAUCAAAACAAUAUACAAUCCUCGGUCAACGUCUGUACUCCCAUACAAACGCAGACAAAUACAACGCUAAAGGCUUGUCUUCAAAGUCCACCCAUUGUUAACACAGCGACAGCAAUACAGACUACUCUAUCGCCAACUCUAACCAUUAAUACGUCUAAUCAUUCGACUGUAAAUAAGCCAUCGAUACCAAAGAUAGCGACCACAAUGAAUGGCGAAGUUGGACCAGUUGUUCACGCAGUCAAUAAUGUCAAUAUUGUCACUACUGUUCAUAACACGACAAACACAGUCAACAAUUUGAUUGUCACUGUUAGCAAUCCGUCUCAAGUAUUAACAACAACAACAACAACUCCAGUAUCACCUCAACUAAAGAACAUAUCAACAAAUUGUGUUAAUUCUGUCAAUUGUUUGCCUUCAACUGAUUUGUCUCCAAUCAAAGAUAUCAAGAAAGCGGUCGACGACGCGACCAAAUUGAUAACAAAACGACGUAAUGAUGAAAUUGAUGGCAGUGGUGAUGACAGUAAUGCUGCCAAUAAGAAACUUAAGAUCAAUUCGGUGAUAUCCAUUCCCACCACAACAACAACUGUCAUCACGAAUUCGAUACCAAAUCACGACUCAAACUUAAGCCUGGAAUCAAAUCUAUCCGAUUUGAGCACAACUGCGAUCAACAAUUGUGUUACAAAUACUAUUACACAACAAUUAUUAACCAAAUCUUCGCCACAAAUCCUGACAAUAAAUACUAUGCCUUCAUCUGCUAUCACAACCAUAACUGCAAAUAACGCCAAAAGCAAUUCGACAAUAAAUGCUGUAAAUAAUAAUUGUAAUACAAUUAAGGAUAAUAAUAAUGCCAUUGCAAUCAUCAAUAACAAUGCUAUCACUACUAWCAGCAAUGUUAACAACAAUACUACUACAACUACAACAACAAUCACUGAAUUUCAGUGUCAAUGGGGUGAUUGCAAAAAGACGUUUAGCCGCGCGACUGAAGUUUUUCUACACGUACACAACCAUCACAUAAUGACUCCAUCAUUCCCUGCUAUUAUGAACUGUAUAUGGGGUGGACCUGAAGGAACAGGACCCGGAUGUCUAUCAAAGAGACCAAAGUUUUCACUGUUAACCCAUCUAUUGGAUUUUCAUUGCAAUCCAAAUAUAUUGCAAAGCGAUUGUGUACGUAAAAAGCAGAUAUCAUCAGUGGGUGCAUCAAACAUAGUAUUGCCACAACCACCGGCACAUCCCGGUUACGCACAAAACGCUGCUCUUUUGGCCAUCCGAAGACACGCAACCAAUUAUGUGGAACCACCGACAUUGCCUCCGGUGACUAAACUGACACCACUGACCGUUAGUAUUAGGCUAACAUCGGCUUUGAUUCUCCGAAAUAUGGCCAUUAACUCCAACUUUGUUAAAAGAUCACUUGAAUGCUUUGAACAAUAUUUGUGCGAACUCUGUAUGACUGACGGACGAGACGAAUCGCGAACUAUAGCCCAGUGUUUGGCUGUCAUUACAAAUAAAUCAUGAAAUCAAUAGACUAACUGUACAUAUAAUACAUACAAACAAAACAGCAAUUAUUAUAUAUUUUUUAAUUAUAUAUAAAUAUACAGUAUAUAUAA
Molecule: messenger RNA, 5322 nt
Organism: Oppia nitens
Lineage: Eukaryota; Metazoa; Arthropoda; Arachnida; Sarcoptiformes; Oppiidae
Product: AT-rich interactive domain-containing protein 2-like
Exons: 11
Coding region: 785-5230 (1481 amino acids)
Biological process (GO): regulation of DNA-templated transcription
Cellular component (GO): SWI/SNF superfamily-type complex
Molecular function (GO): DNA binding
Source: RefSeq, a predicted model, not a curated record